Messenger RNA from Limulus polyphemus (Atlantic horseshoe crab), 2310 nucleotides. RefSeq names its product crooked neck-like protein 1 (gene crn). Gene Ontology annotation, biological process: mRNA splicing, via spliceosome; spliceosomal complex assembly. Lineage: Eukaryota; Metazoa; Arthropoda; Merostomata; Xiphosura; Limulidae. Gene Ontology annotation, cellular component: Prp19 complex; U2-type catalytic step 2 spliceosome; precatalytic spliceosome. Gene Ontology annotation, molecular function: protein binding. The transcript is spliced from 15 exons. The coding region runs from base 138 to 2171 and encodes 677 amino acids. The record is from RefSeq and is a predicted model, not a curated record.
ACACAUAUUGCUUGUAUUAGGGUUAAUAACAAUUUUGUACAUCAUGGACAUUUGGUUAUCGUUAAAAAUUUAAAAGAAGUAUGUGUUUAUAGACGUAUUAAAAUUCUGUUAGUUUCAGAUAAGUAAUAAUACUGAAAAUGGAUUCCUCAGCUGAUAAGAAAUUACAAAAAGUGCCUAAAGUGGCAAAGGUUAAAAAUAAAACCCCAGCAGAAAUUCAGAUAACAGCAGAACAGUUAUUACGAGAAGCAAAAGAACGUGACUUAGAAAUUGUUCCACCACCACCAAAACAGAAGAUCUCUGAUCCAGAUGAAUUGGCUGAGUAUCAGUUAAGAAAACGAAAAGCCUUUGAAGACAGUAUCCGAAAAAAUCGUGCAGUUAUUUCAAAUUGGAUCAAAUAUGCCCAAUGGGAGGAGAGUCAGAAAGAAAUUCAAAGGGCUCGCUCAGUUUACGAAAGAGCACUGGACGUGGACCACAGAAACGUUACCUUGUGGCUGAAGUAUGCUGAAAUGGAAAUGAGACAUCGACAGAUCAACCAUGCCAGGAAUUUGUGGGACAGAGCAGUGUCCAUCCUGCCACGAGUCAACCAGUUCUGGUACAAGUACAGCUACAUGGAAGAAAUGCUGGGUAACAUCCCUGGAACUCGACAAAUAUUUGAACGUUGGAUGGAGUGGGAACCAGAUGAGCAGCCAUGGCUUACAUACAUCAAGUUUGAGCUACGCUACAAGGAAUUAGAAAGAGCAAGAAACAUCUAUGAAAGAUUUGUGAUAGUCCAUCCAGAAAUAAAAAACUGGGUCCGAUAUGCCAGAUUUGAAGAACAGAAUGGAUACAUCUCCAAUGCUAGGAAAGUGUAUGAAAGAUCUGUAGAGUUCUAUGGUGAAGAAUACAUGGAUGAAAAACUAUUUGUUGCAUUUGCAAAGUUUGAAGAAAACCAGAGAGAGCAUGACAGGGUGCGGGUUAUUUACAAAUAUGCCCUUGAUCACAUUCCAAAAGAGAAAGCUCAAGAACUCUUUAAGAAUUACACAAUCCAUGAAAAGAAAUAUGGUGAUCGAGCUGGUAUAGAAGAUGUUAUAGUGAGCAAGAGAAGAUUUCAGUAUGAAGAGGAAGUAAAGAGUAAUCCUCACAACUAUGAUGCCUGGUUUGAUUAUCUCAGACUGAUGGAAAGUGAAGGGAACAUCGAUGUCACGAGGGAAGUGUAUGAAAGAUCUAUUGCGAAUGUUCCUCCAUCAAAGGAAAAGAGAUACUGGAGACGAUACAUAUACUUGUGGAUCAACUAUGCUCUAUAUGAGGAACUAGAAGUUGGUGAUAUGGAUCAGACUCGACAGGUCUACCAGGCAUGCAUACAGCUGAUUCCACAUAAAGUUUUUACAUUUGCUAAAAUAUGGCUUCUUGCAGCACAGUUUGAAAUCAGACAAAAGAAUCUUACUGCUGCUCGAAAACUGCUGGGAAGAGCCAUCGGAAUGAGUCCUAAGGAUAAGCUGUUUCGCGGGUACAUUGAUUUAGAAAUUCAGCUGAGAGAGUUUGAUCGAUGUAGAAUUCUGUAUCAAAAAUACCUUGAGUUUUCUCCUGAGAACUGCUCAACAUGGUUGAAGUUUGCUGAACUGGAAACAAUUCUAGGAGACAUUGCUAGAGCCCGAGCUAUUUAUGAGAUAGCUAUCAAUCAGCCGAGACUUGAUAUGCCUGAAGUGAUCUGGAAAGGUUACAUUGAUUUUGAGAUUGAACAGGAAGAGUUUGAGAAUGCUAGGCAACUGUACGAGAGACUGCUAGAAAGAACUCAACAUGUAAAAGUCUGGAUUAGCUUUGCCAAGUUUGAACAGUCCUAUAAUUCAACUGAACAAGCUCGACACGUUUAUGAUAAAGCAAACAAAGCCCUUCAACAUUCUGAAGAAAAGGAGGAACGAUUGAUGUUACUGGAAGCUUGGAAAGAUUUUGAGGAAACAUAUGGAGAUGACUUAUCUAGAGAAAAAGUUGAGAAACAGUUGCCAAAGAAAGUUAAGAAAAGAAGAAAGAUCCAGACCGAAACAGGAGCUGAUGGAGGAUGGGAAGAAUAUUAUGAUUACAUCUUCCCUACAAACGAAGCAGCACAACCUCACCUGCGCCUUCUUGAAAUGGCAAAGAAGUGGAAGCAGAAGAACGAAACUUCAGAAGCUGUACCUGUGUCGUGUGACUCUUAAUGUACCCUCAGUGCUUCAGCUCUGUCUGACCGCUGCUGGAAUCUUUCAUGUAUAUAUCCCUUAUUCAAAACUCGUGUAAUGUACAGAAGUUAUAUUAAUAAAUGUCUCAAAAUAAUUUUAUACUUCAUCAUCCACAAAA